Lolium rigidum is the source of this 1942-nucleotide messenger RNA. RefSeq names its product cytochrome P450 94C1-like. The record is from RefSeq and is a predicted model, not a curated record. The transcript has a single exon. Lineage: Eukaryota; Viridiplantae; Streptophyta; Magnoliopsida; Poales; Poaceae. The coding region runs from base 1 to 1575 and encodes 524 amino acids. Gene Ontology annotation, molecular function: oxidoreductase activity, acting on paired donors, with incorporation or reduction of molecular oxygen; heme binding; monooxygenase activity.
AUGGAGGCUGCCGCAGAGGCGCUCUCGACCUCCCAGCUGCAGCCGCACGUGGCCGGCGCCUUCUUCGCGCUCGCGGCGUGCACCGUGGCGCUCGCCGCCCUGCUUGCCGUGGCGCGCACCCGCCCGCCGUGGUGGUGCGACUGCGCGGUGUGCGAGGCGUACCUGACGGCAUCGUGGGCCGGCGAGUUCGACAACCUCUGCGACUGGUACGCGCACCUGCUGCGCGCCUCGCCCUCGCGCACGGUCCACGUCCACGUCCUCCGCAACGUGCUCACCGCCAACCCGGUCACCGUCGACCACAUGCUGCGCGUCCGCUUCGACAACUACCCCAAGGGCGCGCCCUUCUCCGCCAUCCUCGCCGACUUCCUCGGCCGCGGGAUCUUCAACGUCGACGGGGACGCCUGGAUGUUCCAGCGCAAGCUCGCCGCCGCCGAGCUAGCCUCGCCCACGAUCAGAGCGUACGCGGCGAGCGUCGUGGCCUCCGAGCUCCGCUCCCGCCUCGUUCCCCUGCUCCACUCUGCUUCCUCUGACGAUGCCGAUGGCAAGGUGCUGGACCUGCAGGACGUGUUCCGCCGCUUCGCCUUCGACUGCAUCUGCAAGAUCUCCUUCGGCCUCGACCCGGGCUGCCUCGAGCUGUCCAUGCCGGUCUCGGCGUUCGUGGACGCGUUCGACGCGGCGUCCAUGCUCUCCGCGCGGCGCGCCAUCGCGCCAAUGCAAAUCGUAUGGCGCUUAAAGCGGCUCCUCAACGUCGGGGACGAGAGGAAGCUCCGUGACUCGGUGCGCCUCGUCGACGCGUUCGCCACGGAGGUGAUCCGGCAGCGGCACAAGCUGGGCGCCUCGUCUGGUAGCGACCUCCUGUCGCGGUUCAUGGGGUCCAUCAGCGACGACAGGUACCUCCGGGACAUCGUCGUCAGCUUCAUGCUCGCCGGCCGCGACACCGUGGCCUCGGCGCUGACCGCCUUCUUCCUGCUCCUCUCCGACCACCCGGAGGCCGCCGCGGCGAUCCGGGACGAGGUCUCGCGCGUCGCCGGCGACGACGACGACCGACCAGUCUUUGGCAAGCUCAAGGACAUGCACUACGUGCACGCCGCGCUGUACGAGAGCAUGCGGCUGUUCCCGCCGGUGCAGUUCGACUCCAAGUUCGCCGCGGGCGACGACACGCUCCCGGACGGCACGGCCGUGACGAAGGGCACGCGGGUGACCUACCACGCCUACGCCAUGGGGCGGAUGGAGUCCGUGUGGGGUCCCGACUGCGCCGAGUUCCGCCCCGAGCGGUGGCUCCGAGGCGGGCGGUUCGUGCCGGUGAGCCCGUACCGGUACCCGGUGUUCCAGGCGGGCGUGCGCGUCUGCGUGGGCAAGGACCUGGCGCUCAUGGAGAUGAAGGCCGUCAUCGUGGCCGUGGUCCGGAGCUUCGACGUUGAGACGGUCGGGCGGAGCUCGCGCCGGCCAAAGUUCGCGCCGGGGCUCACGGCCACGUUCGCGGGCGGCCUGCCCGUCAGAGUUCGCCGGCGAGCGAGCGCGGUGAGCGGGCACGGCCCGCCCCGCAAAUCUAAUACUACCACAACAGAGGAAUAAACAAGUGUUCGUACGCCGAUCUGUUCUCGCUUGCUGUUUCUUUCAGGUCGGAAUUUUUUAGGUAAAAAAUCAGGCGCUAGAUUUGUAUGUAAAGCCGCUGUAGAUUAUGAGCUUUAUGACUCCGUGGCCACUGGUGUCGCGAGAGUGCGUUGGCCCUUGGCAAGCUGAUGCUGGAAAAGACCAUUGAUUAUUCAGUUCAUCGGUCUCCACUUGCGAUCAGUUGAUCGAUCAAUCGACAGAUAUAUUCUUGGAAUCGAUCUGAAACUAGUCAGACCGGAUCAGGUAUCAUUCACACACGAUUUUUUCGUGGGUUAUGUAUAAUUGCAUCUUCUGUCAGGCGAUCUAAAAUAGCGACCCAUUCGAUUUA